This is a messenger RNA of Lytechinus variegatus (green sea urchin), 1391 nucleotides long. RefSeq lists its product as uncharacterized. Lineage: Eukaryota; Metazoa; Echinodermata; Echinoidea; Temnopleuroida; Toxopneustidae. The coding region runs from base 193 to 1149 and encodes 318 amino acids. The record is from RefSeq and is a predicted model, not a curated record. The transcript is spliced from 4 exons.
UCACGUGUUGUGAAACCGCAGCCACGUCCAAUACGAUCAAUCCAACUGCUCUCAUGCUGAUAAGAGCCUGCAUUUGUCCCUUAUACACUGGUCCUCAACUGCAGCAUUCGAUCUUUGGGAAGUUAAUUUUACCCAGCUAGCAGCAGAAUUUCUCCGGUUCCGAGAAUAGUCGACGGAAUAAGUAAAAACAAGAUGUCUGAUUCAAAACCAUUCCGGGUCAUCAUGUGGUGUGUACCACGUUCGAUAUCGACUGCCAUCGCUAAGUGUUUCAGUUUUAUUGAUAACACGGAGGUAUAUUUCGAGCCGUACUGCCUGGCCUUCUUUCAAGACUUUACUCUGAAAAUGAUGGGCAUGCCUCUACCAAAGAGCUCUAGUGACUUUCAACCGGAAGCGGCGUUGGCUAGGAUAGGAGCGAUGGUCAAAGGAACUCCAAUGGAGGCAAUGUUCAUGCCAGAAAAGAUCAAUAUGUCACUAUUCAUUCGCGAUGGUGUAAGGCAAAAGCUUGAUGAUCAACCGGCCGACAAACCCACAUUCAUCAAGGACAUGGCGUAUGGCAUCACAGGGUACCUAGAUCUCUUACCCAAGAAAGAAGCAGGUUACAAACACACGUUUCUGAUCCGUGAUCCUGAGCGGAUGUUCCCUUCCUGGAGAACCCUUCUGAUGGCUCAGGUCGCCCAGAUGCCACAACCUGGACAGAAACCCAUCGAUCCUGCCACCUUCGACAUGACCACAGAUGUGCCGUUUAUGAUGCCAGGCUACACCUACAAAUGCCAGUAUGACCUCUGGAAGCAUGUCAAGGAGAACUUUGAUCCUAACCCUGUGGUAAUUGAUGUCGACGAAUUGUUAGCCAAUCCUGCAGAGAUGCUUCCGAAGUACUUCGAAGCUUGCGGAAUGCCCUGGGAUGCUAAGUAUCUGCAGUGGGAUGCUAGUCCAGAGAUCGUGAAGUCGUGGCAGUGUCUGUUCCCCAUGACAGGGACCAGAGCGGAUGAUAUAGUUGGCGUCACCCACGUGAAGGCCCUCCAGAGUUCCGAGUUUCGAGCAUCCAAGCCAAAGAUUCCGCGAUCAGAGAUGACCCCCGACACAAUCAAGGCUAUAGAUGCAACAGCAGACUACUACAAGGAAAUGGCUGAAGCACGGAUCAAAUUAUAAAUGAGUGAAGAUAUAGAGGAAAUAUAAUUUUAUCCUAAUUAUGGUACUUUGACAAUGAAGUUGAACUUUUUUAAUUCCCAAUUUAAAUAUUGGGAUCUUCAUUGAUAAAUCUUAGACCGAUUCCAAACAGAACAAUAAUUAUACUUGUUACCACAAAAUCUAAAAGUAGAUUCAUGCUAACACCAUUUCUGCCCAUUUUAUUGCUAAAAGAUUGAAAUUUGCAACUUUUUUUAUGGCAGGAU